AUGCAUUAACCAUCAAUAUAAUCUCUAGAGUGUAGAGACACUUUAGCUAUGAGCACUUGUUUUAUAUAAUUUUUUAAUUUCGAAGGAGUUAUACAUAUUUAAAAAUUAAUAGAUAUAAAUUUUUUAUUGUGUUAGGAGAUCACAUAUGAUCUUUCCAUUUUUUUGAAAGUGUUAAUUUUUAUUUUCAAAAUCUAAUAAAAAACUAUUUUAAUAAACUGUCCACAUCUAAACACAAGAUAAACUUACAACACGUUGCUAUUUCUGAUGUCUCAACUUUGUUAACCCUUUAUAGAUACCUAAUAGGAAUUUUUUGUAUUAGUUUUAAGGAUAAAUGGAGAGUCUAAUUCGAAUUAAAGAUCUCUUAAUAUUAGGAUGAGAUUAAGAAAUUUUUAAAUGUUGAAAAGAGACGGAAGCUAAGUUUAUUAAAUAAGAGGAAAUUAGAAGUAUAACUUUGAUAUUACGAAUUAGUAUGGCCUUAUAACAAUGA
This is a messenger RNA of Paramecium primaurelia, 487 nucleotides long. Lineage: Eukaryota; Ciliophora; Oligohymenophorea; Peniculida; Parameciidae. The record is from the annotation of a GenBank genome assembly.